CCCUCUUAAACCUGAAACGACUAGGUCCUCAGGUCCUCAAAAAGUGCGCUGGUGUUAACACGAAGGUCAACACUUAAACGUUGAAGUACCCCAGCAAUAUCAGACCAUCGCGGUGCAAGACGACUAGAAAGACGCGAACAUUUCGCCAUCCGUUACUUAAACUCCCUCUACUGGAAAAACAGGAGAACGACCGAAUUAAUAAGAAGAGAGAGAGGCGCGUGCGUUUUUGAGAGAGCGACAGCGAGCGAGAGAGAGAGAGAGAGAGAGCGACUGUAUUGGAAAACUGUAGCUGGCUGUGGCUCCACGCCCUAUACAAUCAACACUGUUCGGAAAUGCGUGAUUGGACAGGCUGAAGAAGAUGAGCACAGCAUAACCCCUCCCCCCUCUGCAGCGAUUGGACGGCUUGAAGAUGAUGUCGCGCUCGGGGGCCUCCUACGACCAGCUGGCCCAGCAGGUGGAGGACCUGCGGAAGGAGAACAGCUACCUGCGCAGGGAGCUGGAGGAUAACUCCUCUCACCUGUCCAAGCUGGAGAACGAGACCUCCCACAUGAAGGAGGGCCUGAAGCAGCUGCAGACAAAGCUGGAGCAGGAGGCGCGUUCUCUGGCCUCCACUGAGAGGUCAGACACACUGGACCAGCUCAGAGAGCUGCACAUGGAUUUGACCCAUUAUUACGAGCUGAAGUACCAACCCCACAACCUACGGGCCGGCCCAGAGGCCCCGCCCCCUCGCCCCAUCCCCCACGGGGGUCCUUCUCUCUCAGGGGAGGGCGUGGCAAUGCACCCUGGGGCGCCCCACCUCCUGGACGACAUGCUCCUCAAAGAGGAACCCCUGGGAGAGACCCAGGUUACCACCCAGCACCUGGAGGAGCUCCUGAAGGAGAGGGCCUUGCUGCUGAAGGAGAUCGAGAGAGAGGAGAAAGAGCGGUGCUGGUACUACACCCAGCUGCAGGCGUUGUCACGGCGACUGGCUGAGCUGCCUCGCAUCGACACAUUCUCAGCACAGAUAGAUCUGAUUGGGCAGCAGCUGGAGUUUGAGGUGCAGCAGGUGCGCUCGGCAAUGGAGGAGCGCUUUGGAACCAGCGAUGAGAUGGUGCAGAGAACCCAGAUCCGAGUGGCGCGAUUGGAACAGCUGGAGAAAAAACUGCAGGAGGUGCACGACCCCCCCUCAGAGAGCCAGACUAACUCCUAUGGAAAGACUGAGGCUGAAAGCAUGUCUCUUAGUUCUGGAGCAGAAGCAGCUGGAGAGUCAGGAAGCAAAGUGGAGAUGGUGUUCUGGCUGCUGUCCAUGCUGGCCAAUCGGGACCGGGAAGAGAUGUCCCGCACUUUUCUGGCCAUGUCCAGCUCCCAGGAGAGCUGCCUGGCCAUGCGCAAGUCCGGCUGCGUGCCCCUGCUGGUGCAGAUCCUGCAUGACGGGCCGGGCGUGGCCGGGGGCGGGGCCGGGGGCGGGGCCGGGGGCGGGGCCAGCAGCCGGGAGGCACGGUCCCGGGCGGGCGCCGCCCUGCACAACGUGGUGUACUCGCAGCCGGACGAGGGCCAGGCCCGGCGGGAGAUGAGGGUGCUCCACGUGCUGGAGCAGAUCCGCACCCACUGCGAAACCGGGUGGGACUGGAUCCAGACCCACCUGGGAACGACUUCACCUGGGAGCGCAAAAACCACAGGUAAAGCAGGGGAGGGGGGGUAA
Messenger RNA from Anguilla anguilla (European eel), 1681 nucleotides. Its product is annotated as adenomatous polyposis coli protein 2-like. Gene Ontology annotation, cellular component: catenin complex; beta-catenin destruction complex; cytoplasmic microtubule. Lineage: Eukaryota; Metazoa; Chordata; Actinopteri; Anguilliformes; Anguillidae. Bases 410 to 1681 code for a protein of 423 amino acids. Gene Ontology annotation, molecular function: gamma-catenin binding; microtubule binding; beta-catenin binding. The transcript has 9 exons. The record is from RefSeq and is a predicted model, not a curated record. Gene Ontology annotation, biological process: regulation of cell differentiation; cell migration; cell fate specification.